Xylona heveae TC161 is the source of this 1695-nucleotide messenger RNA. RefSeq names its product putative Saccharopine dehydrogenase. Bases 117 to 1469 code for a protein of 450 amino acids. The record is from RefSeq and is a predicted model, not a curated record. The transcript is spliced from 5 exons. NCBI's taxonomy places the organism in Eukaryota, Fungi, Ascomycota, Xylonomycetes, Xylonales, Xylonaceae. Gene Ontology annotation, cellular component: cytoplasm. Gene Ontology annotation, molecular function: saccharopine dehydrogenase activity.
GAUUGAUAAUAACUUGUGGAGACAAGAACGCAAAGAUAUCCGCCUUGACUCCCUCAUCUUCAGACAACUUGAUUGAAUUUAGCUCUAAGAAACGGUUUUACGCCUAUAUUUCAAAAAUGGUCUCACAAAAGGCUCUCCUGCUCGGAGCAGGCUUCGUUACCCGUCCUACUGUUGAUGUGCUCAGCAAGGCUGGAAUUGAGGUCACAGUUGCUUGUCGGACUCUGCAAAGUGCCAAGAAGCUCUCUGAGGGCAUUGCGAAUACCCGCCCAAUCUCUCUCGAUGUGACCAAUGCAGACGCCCUCGACGCUGAAGUCGGUAAAGCGGAUGUUGUUAUUAGCUUGAUCCCUUAUACCUUCCAUGCCACUGUUAUUAAAUCCGCCAUCCGCAAAAAGACCAACGUGGUAACCACUAGCUAUGUAUCGCCUGCAAUGAUGGAGCUUGAUCAAGCUGCCAAGGAGGCAGGCAUUACAGUCAUGAAUGAGAUUGGCCUUGAUCCCGGUAUCGACCACUUGUAUGCCAUCAAGGUCAUCGAUGAGGUCCACCAAGCUGGUGGAAAGAUCAAGAGCUUCCUUUCAUACUGCGGUGGACUCCCAGCACCCGAAGCUUCAGACAACCCCCUAGGAUAUAAAUUCUCCUGGUCGUCGCGCGGUGUUCUUUUGGCUCUGGCAAACCCUGCCAAGUACUGGAAGGAUGGCAAGAUUCAGGAUGUUGCUGGGCCCGAGCUCAUGGCCGAAGCCAAGCCUUACUUCAUCUAUCCCGGUUAUGCCUUUGUCGCGUACCCUAACCGAGACUCAACGCCCUAUAAGGAGAGAUACAGCAUCCCUGAAGCUGAUACCAUCGUUCGGGGAACUUUGAGAUAUCAGGGCUUUCCUGAGUUCAUUAAGGCCCUCGUUGAUAUCGGUUUCUUGAGUGAGGAGACUCUCGAUUUCCUCAAGCCGUCGGAUAAGCCUUUGAGCUGGAAGGACGCAACCCAGAAGAUUCUUAAUGCUUCUUCUCACAAGGAAUCCGACCUUGUCUGGGCAAUUUCGUCCAAGACCAACUUUGGCGAUACCGCUCAAAAGGAGCGCGUUCUGGCAGGCCUGCGAUGGAUCGGUCUGUUCUCCGAUGCCCCCAUUACUCCUAGGGCAACACCACUAGACACUCUUUGCGCGUCGCUUGAAGAGAAGAUGCAGUAUGAACCUGGUGAGCGAGACAUGGUCAUGCUUCAACACAGGUUCGAAAUCGAGAACAAAGAUGGCUCAAAGGAAACGCGAACCUCCACUCUUGUAGAGUAUGGCGACCCCAAGGGCUACUCCGCGAUGGCCAAGUUGGUGGGCAUUCCCUGCGGUGUCGCUGUCAAGCAGGUUCUCAAUGGAACUAUCUCCGAGAAGGGUAUACUUGCACCCAUGACGACAAAGAUCAAUACUCCUUUGAUGAAGGAGCUGAAGGAGGAAUAUGGCAUUGAAUGCAAGGAGAAGGUGAUUGCAUAAAUAGCCAUAAUUGCGUCUCAAGAACUGGCUAGAUCCUAGUCCAUGGAUGAGUCUGUAGAACAAAAGACGAAACCAGAGAGCGCAAGUCUCCCGCAUUCGAUGUCUCAAAUGCUCUGUAUCGUCCAUUGAUGGGUUGAAAUGUGAGAACUGUUGUAGUUUAUAAAUUCCCCACUGUAGCGACAGCGUUCCUUUCAGGCUAUCCGCUGUUUCUUUACACCCGCCGAAC